UUUUUUUCUUUCUUUUUUCCUCAGCUGAUUUCACCAACGUUUAAAACAGCUGAAUGAAUUAACACACCUCUCUUUAUUGUACACAUGUCAUGUGUCAUUGUCAUUGCAUUUCUUCAUUAUACUAUUUACAAAUUUGAUUGAUUUGUGACACUUUACAAUAUAAUUAUUAUACAUUUAUAAUUAUUAAAAUGGCAACAUACACUGUGGUGACAUCAGAUUUUAUUAAUUUAAAUAUUACAACUUCUGGUCCUCAAUCAGCAUUCAUUGAAAGAAGAUUUCAAAAAUCCAUUACCAUUGAUGAAUUUAAGGGAAAAUUGGAGCUUCUUACUGGUGGAAAUCAAUUUUCCAUGAAAUUAGAAGUUUAUGAUAAAAAUAAUAAACUUGUAUGUUCUCCAAAUGAAGGUUCACAACUUCUUGGAUAUUAUCCCAUUGAUGAUGGUAUGAGAUUACAUGUUGUUGAUUCAUUUCCACGUCAAGAAGAUGACUUGUCCAAAGUGGAAAAGUUUGAAAUAUCUGAAGAUGAAUAUUCAAAACGACCUGAUACUGUAAAAGCAUUUCUUGCUAAAAAUAAAUUGGGAAAAUACAAUGAGGAAGAAAUGAAGAAAAAAAAUGAGGAAAAACAAAAAGAAGAUGAAAUAGAAGAAAAUUUGGCAAAAUCUUUAGUUUGUGGUAAUAGAUGUGAAGUUGAUGUUCCUGGGCAACCAAAACGACGAGCUACUAUAAUGUAUGUUGGUAAGCCAGCAUUCAAAGAGGGCUGGUGGGUUGGCGUCAAGUAUGAUGAGCCACUUGGUAAAAAUGAUGGAUCGGUAAAUGGAAAACAAUAUUUUACUUGUCUACCGAAAUAUGGUAGCUUCGUUAAACCAGGAUUCAUCAAACAAGGUGAUUUUCCUGAAGAAGAUUAUGCUCUUGAUGAAGAAUUGUAAAAAAAAAAAAAAACAUCAUCAUCACCAUUAUUAACUUUGGAAUACUCACAAAUAUUUGAUAACAAUAAUAAUUAUAAUUUCAAUUACACAAAUAAAUAUUAAUUUUGUAUUCUUAUUUUUUCUUGAUUACUUUAAAGUUACCCAAGUUUCAUUCAUAAAAAAAAAUAUCAGUUUAAUUUAUGAUCUCAAAAAUAUCAUUCAGAUUAAUUUUAGUUUCUUAAAUAUUAAUUUAUUUAUUCAUAAAAUGAUUAUUUAUCUCCUGACAUUUCAUUCAAAAAAUUAUCCAAAUAUUUUACCUCACAUUUCUGACGAUAUAAUUUGAGUAUUGUUACAAUCAAAAAACAAAAAAAUUAACAUAUUUUUUUUUUACCCAUCUAUAUUGAUAAUAUUAUUAUUUAUAGAUCAAAUGAUUCAUCACCUUCACUUAUAAUACAUAGUAUUUGGCAUAAAUACCAAUUGACAUACAUUCUUGAAUGAUUAUGUUUAUGUGAAAAUAUCAACAGCAUAUCUAUUUCUCAGUAUGGAUUGCUUCCAAUUUUCCACACGGGUUUUAUAAAUUAGUUUUACAGCUUUUUUACAUUUAUUUCUCAAGUUUUCUAGUCAGUGUUAAAUAUAGAAUCACUAUGAUAAAAAAAAUUCAUCAGUGAAAAACUAAAUCUGCAAUAUUAAUGCAGGCUUUUUUUCACGUUAAUUACUUUGUCUUUAUACUUUCAAAAAACAAUAAAUACAAUUGAUUUUGUCAACUGUUAUUUUAUUGUGAUUAUAAUUUAAGUGUUAUCAAAAAUUCAUCAGGAACAUAUUAACAACCAAAAAUCCUUAUUGAUUAUGAUUAUUUAAUAUUGCUAGAAUGUAAAAAAGCCGUAGAACACAAUUUAGAAAGAAAAAAAAAUAAAAUAUUUAACAAAACUUCCAUGGUGAAACACACACGUAUGCAUUAGAAUUAUUUUUUACUUUGAGCUAUUUAAAAAAAUAUAAAUGCCACCAAAUGAUGCACAACAAAAAAUUAAUUGUCUAACAUAAACACUUAUUUUUUCAAACAAAUUUCGUCAAACUAAUUUGGUGGUCUCGCUAGAAAAUCUUAAUUGGAAUAUUUUUUUUUUAGUACAUUGUUAUAUUAUUUAUUUUUUUUCUUUUUUUUACUGUAUAUUUUUGCGCUAUGUAAGACUACUAUAUACAAACAAUUAUAGUAAUUUUCAAUAAUCAAGUUAAUAAAAACAUAAUUACAAAUAAAAUAUUAAGAAAAAUCAAAACAACAAAAAAUAAACAUAAUCACAGCUUGAUUGGCAUAAUCAGUUGACUCAUAUAGCAAGAAGAUUAAUCCUUCAUCAUUAUUUUAGUAAUUGUCAUUUUUCUUUUUUUUUCACAAUAUUGAAAAUCAUAUUAAUUGUCAUGAUAUUACACCACUUGUUUUUGGCUUUUGAUAACUGUUAUUUUUAUACAUUUUAAAACUCAAAAUGUUUGUUUUUUGCAUCGCUAUUCAAUAUGUAAAAUGUUUAGUAUCUCAUAAACCUGUUGAACGAUAAAACAAAACUUUUAGUAAGCGUUAAAAAAAAACGAUGAAUAAGUUUUUAUUUGUCGUUGGUAAUAUAUGGACAAUCAAACAUUUUGCGUUUGAGCAGCGAUGCUCUCAAA
Aphidius gifuensis is the source of this 2555-nucleotide messenger RNA. RefSeq names its product tubulin-folding cofactor B (gene TBCB). The transcript has 6 exons. Gene Ontology annotation, cellular component: microtubule plus-end; cytoplasm; nucleus. The coding region runs from base 189 to 923 and encodes 244 amino acids. Gene Ontology annotation, molecular function: microtubule plus-end binding; alpha-tubulin binding. The record is from RefSeq and is a predicted model, not a curated record. Lineage: Eukaryota; Metazoa; Arthropoda; Insecta; Hymenoptera; Braconidae. Gene Ontology annotation, biological process: tubulin complex assembly; cytoplasmic microtubule organization; post-chaperonin tubulin folding pathway.